Molecule: messenger RNA, 1789 nt
Organism: Pseudonaja textilis
Lineage: Eukaryota; Metazoa; Chordata; Lepidosauria; Squamata; Elapidae
Source: RefSeq, a predicted model, not a curated record
CCCGCGCGGCACCCCGGAAGCCCCAGGCCGCGGCGAUGAGGAGGUGCGGCGGCGGGGAGGCGGCGGCAGCGGCGGAGGAGCUGGAGACGGAGGGCGAGAGGCAGCUGAAGCGGCUGCUGCGCCACCAGCUGGACACGGCGGCGUCGCUCGAGCAGUGUGUGGCCAAGCGGCACCGCUUCGCGCCGGCGGCCGUGUACCGGCCCUUCGGGGAGGAAGCCGCGGGCGCCCGCACUCUGCCGGAGUUCCGGGCCCUGCAGGAGAGCAGCGGGGAAGCGGCCUCCCUGCAGGAGCUGGGCCUCUCCGACGCCGAGAUCCGCCUGUGGAGGCAGCGGGCCCAGAAGGGCCCUGGGCUUGGGGCAGCGCCGGAGGCCACUCGGGACAGGAUCCGAGCCAUCCAGGAAAAGAUUGCGGAGCGCCAGCGCAUCCUCUCCCUGCCGCAGCACUUUGCGGGCAGCAAGUCACUCAGCAGGCGUGAGAUGGAGAUUGAGAACGCCCUUUUCCAGGGAGCAGACCGCCAUCCCUUUCUGCGGAUGUUGUAUCGCCCAGAUGAAGCUCAGCCAAAGGUGGCUUCUGAGAUGGGCCCAACGUCUCAGCUGGACGCGGUUUAUCAGCAGCUCCUGAGCGAACCCUUGCCAAGCCAGAGGCCACUGGAACCACUAAAGUCUUCCCAGAAGGCACCUGGUUCAUCUUGCUCUGCCCCCUUCAGCAGCCUUGGAGCAGCAGCUGCACCAGCUGUGGAGCCUGUGAUGGUGACGGAGCCUGUAGCGUGUGUGCCAGAAGAGGAGAUUCUCCGGAGCCGCCUUUCCAGGGAAGAAAUCCGCCGGAUCCCCAGAUUUUCCUCCUAUAGCCCAGGGGAGCCAAGCAAGGUGCUGUACAUGAAGAAUCUGAGUCGCAACGCUACAGUGAAGGACCUGCUGCCCUUGUUCUCCCGCUUCCAAGAGAAGGAUGCGCCCCCUCUUCGUUUGCGCCUGCUGAGCGGCCGCAUGAGAGGCCAGGCCUUCCUCACCUUUCCCAAGCCAUCAGAUGGAUACUUAAAGUAGUUCUGGCUAACUGGGAGUGGGAGAUGCUUGCUUUGUUUCAGAAAGAGCCGGGUCUUUGGCAUGCAAGAUGGGUCCUUUACCCCCAGUGUGCAUCAAGAAUGACCCUGGGGGGAGAAGAGUGGCAGCCCAAGGCCCUCCGAGAAAGAGAGCCUCCAGUUGGGGGUUGGAGCUCUGCUUCACACCUCUCUGAAGUAAGGAGCAGGAGGAGAGGAGCAUCCCGCCUGCCAGAGUCAAGGAGGCCCAUGGGGGGUCGGGGUAGAGCUGACAGGGAAGCCCAUUGUCUCUUCUUCCACUCUCAGAGCAGGGCUGAACGAAGGAGGCUGGCCUGCUGGUCUGUUUUAGAAUAGAAUAGCAUUCCUUAUUGGCCAAGUAUGAUUGGACACACAAGGAAUUUGUCUUGGUGCAAAUGCUCUCAGUGUACAUAAACAAAAUAAAGAAUAUUCGUCAAGAAUCAUAAGAUACAACACUUAGUGAUAGUCAUAGGAUACUAAUAAGCAAUCAAAUCAUACUAGGAAACAAUAAAAACGAUAUAAGUUGUAAAGAUAUAAGCAACAUGAAUAUAGCCGUAAGUGGGAAGAGAUAGGGACUAGUAAGGAUGAAAAGAAUAUUAAAUCCUAAAAUGGACACCUAACAUCAAAAACGUCAUCAAAAAAGCACAACAAAGAAUGUUGUUUCUGUGCCAACUCAGAAAGCUCAAACUGCCCAAGGAGCUGCUGAUCCAGUUCUACAGAGGAAUUAUUGAGCCUGUC